UUUUUCCAGGGGCAUGGAUGAUAACCAGAUAUCAUUGGAGCUGCCAAGUUUUCAAAACGAGUCAAUGGACACUUCAGUGAACAUGGUGGCCUUACCUGUUGAUGAUGAGGAAAGAAUACACUUGGGUAAUGUUUCUGCAGCUGACAUGCAAGACAUACGUAGCAUGGCUGAUGUUGCGGGCCUCAGAGUUGAUAUGUCAGAUGAUAUAUCAGAUGAGCUCUCCAUGGGAUUGUCAAGCUCCAGUUUGCAGGUCACAAGCAUUGAAGGCAAUGAAGACCUGGUGAUGACCAGGAUGAACCUUACCAAUGCUGCAAGUGCAACAAGCAACUCCUUGAACCAUUAUAACCAUAAUGAACUUCUUGCCAACAAUCAUCAUCAAGCUCAGUUUGUCAACUUCAGUUCAACAUCAAACAAUCAUCGAAAGGAAGUUCAUGGAACAAGUAAUGGCUUCAUCAUCAGUGACAACAGCUUGCCUGUCCUGUCAAAGCUCAACUCAGAUUGUGCUCUACCAUUGAACCAAAACAGGGAUUUACUUGCGAUCUGCUCCAGCAGGAAGAAAUAUUGUAAUGAAGCACAAGCCUUGGAUCAUAAAUCAUUUGUGAAGAGUGAAGCUAGAUCCGAACACCCCAUGAUCACACUAGUUGACAGCGAGGAGCUGGAUGCCACACCUGCUCCUCUUGUUCACCAUGUCAGUGAGGAUAUUCAUUCUGAGAAUACCACACAGCAGCCACGAGUGAAUGAUCACUGCUUCUUGUGUGGGGCAAAACUGACGGUGUCUGCAAGAGGAGCUGUUGAUAUCCUCAAUCCCAGUAUGAAGACCUCUCACUGCCUUCAACCAUUGAGCUGCGCACUGUCAGACGCCUUGCAGCUUCGGCCACCUCUGUUACCUGCCUCUCCAUUGCUGCGGGAGACGUCUUUAUUAUGCAAGAAAUGCUUCCGACAACUUGAAGAACACGAUGCCUUACAGGCACAGCUCUCAGCUCUUCAGAAGGUGACUUGUUGUAGUUGCAGCUCGAUGCCUUACAGGCGCAGCUCUCAGCUCUUUGGAAGAAGUCUUGAACUCCACAAAGUUAUUCAUACUGGCGUUAAAAAUUAUUCUUGUAAACUAUGUAAUAAAAUGUUUGCUCGUAAAGGCGAAGUCGAAGACCAUGAGAGAAUACAUACCGGAGAAAAACCUUUUCAGUGUGAAAUUUGCGGAGCAACUUUCAGCCAGAGAAGUAAUUUACAAAGCCACAAGCGUGCAACUCAUCUCAAAGAAAAGAAGCAUCAAUGCCCUGAUUGUGAUAAGGCUUUUAAAAGAAGAAGGUUGUUAGUCUAUCAUCAAAUGAGUGUUCACACAGGUGAACGACCCUACAAAUGUGAAAUUUGUAGUGCUGCAUUUGUUUAUCCAGAACAUUUCAAGAAGCACCUCCGAAUUCACACUGGUGAAAAACCCUUCAAAUGCGAAAUUUGUGGUAAAGCAUUUAACUCGCGGGAUAACCGUAACGCGCACAAGUUCAUUCAUUCAGAACGUAAGCCUUACGAGUGCACCUUAUGUAACACAGGCUUCAUGCGCAAGCCCAUGCUCAUGACGCACCUCUUGCAGCAUGACCAAAAUUUGUCUCAGCCCGAGUCUUGUGUUCGUGUGAACCCUCCAAGUGUGGCUGAUGAACCUUGGUCACAAAAUCAUUCCAUGGCAACCGAUGAGAACGAAUUUUAUGAAAACUCUGAAUCACUCAAAAUUGUCCCUGAAGACCUCGAAGGUGAAGUUCAGCUAGUGAAUAAUGAAGAAGUUGAGGUUGUGUCUAGGCCACUGCAUAUCAUCCAGACCGAUGGCUUGCCGCGCUAUCUCAUCCAGAGCUCAGACCGAAGUUCCUUCCUGGCUUCUAUUCAAGGCCAGGUGCUGGAAGUCCGUCCUGAAGCCUUCCAUGUCAAGUGCGACGGAGUGCACUAUGAGUUGAGUGACAACGCUCCUGAGGCAGAGGAUGUCGAAUCUCCCACAGCAAAUGCUCUCGGCGUCCAGACGAGCACUUUUCAACUCCAGCUUGAUGACGAGGACGAGCUUGACCAAGAUGAACUCAAGUUGCAAAACGUAAGAACCGUUGGCGAGGAAAUUCAAGGUAUAAGUUGCGUGUCCGGUGUUGUAGGGUCUCAACAUGGACACGACAAUAAUUUGUUAUCGUGCGGCACAUCGCAAGAAGACAACAACUCACUGUUGUCUCGGUCGUUCCAGUUCGAUGGGCCCAUCAAAGUUUAUACCACCCAAGGUGUGGUCACAGUUCCAGGAAGCAAGGAGAGGCGUGUUGCGUCAAACAGGACCAUGUGGAACGAAGCUAAUACUGAAUAACGAUGUACAUAUAUAGUAGUAGUUUCUAUUAAAUUAGAAUCGAGUCUCCUAAUUUCCGUUUUGUCAGGUAAUGAAGCCUGCAACUUAAUUCCUGCACAAUUGUUGCACGCCCUAUUUCAGGUCAAUUUGUCUCUAACAUUCAUUUUGUUUGCCAGGAUGAAAUCCUCCCGAAAUCAGGCAUAUCUUCAUUAGCCUUCGUAAGGUUUAUUUUCCACACAAAGUAUUUUUCAUGCAGUCCGUAUAAGAAUAAUAAAUUUUAGUUGACCUGUUAGACAAUGGAAGCAUAAACCUAGCGCGAUGAAGUUUAGACAAAUUCACAUUUCUCGAUAUCAGUGCAGUUAAGCAGAAGUUCUUUAUUUGUGCAGGUUUGAUUGAAGACCAGAGCAUGCAUUUUAUUAACAUUUUUAUUUUCAAUGAGCCGAACAAAAUUACUGGCGUUGAGAGAUCGAAAAACUGGUAACCAAACAUUUUACCGGAAUACGGCGUUUCGAACAUUCAGUAUUCAUUCUCAAGUAGGUGAAGAGUUAUACAACACUUGAAAUUUGGAAAUGACCCUAAUACAUUCAAAAGGUAUCGCAUAUGAGGUCCGAAAUCAAAACUUAGAAUUAUUACGAGAAUAAGUUCAAUGACGAGUCCGGUGGUUUGCAAAUUGAUAACUGGAGACUCAUCCUUGAUGAUAAGAGCCUCUGCUUGUAGUAUCAGGGCACCCCAUGAUGAUGCUGGUGCAGGCCACCAAAGUCGCGCGAGUGAUGGUUUCGUUGUGAACCUCCUGCAUUUUACAUGGGUAUUUUUUCAUGAUUAAAUUAUUAAUUUUCUUGUUUUUGCAGUAAAUUAGGAGUCGUACUUGGUCAGUUACUGUUGUGCAGGUGAUCUUAUUUUGCACAAUUAAAUUAAGGACUCUUUCAUCUGUCCAUUAACCGAUGUUAAUCUGGUUUUGACAGUAAAUUCAGGCGACGCAGGCUUUUGAUGUAGAUUUGGUUUGGACGUGCUCGGAAAUUUGAUUUUCAGUGUCAAUAGUUUUGUUCGCAUAACCGUUGUUGACAAGAAUUUGCUUGUAGGUCCGAAGUUCAGUUUUAAAGUCACGAGCGGUUGUAAAAGUUUUGAACGCUCGAUGUACGAGGGCGCAUAUAUAUGGUGCUGAUUUUGUAGCGCUAGAGACAUACUUUAUUUGUUCAGGACCUUUCCGAUGUCUGUAGCUUUCCGAUAAACUUUGGUGAACGAAUUAUUAUCAUCUUGCAUCAGUAUGUCCAGGAAAUGUAACGUGUGACUUUGUACGAAUUCGUACGUGAACGUCACAACAGAUUUGAGUUCCAAAUCCACGCGCAGCUCCAUCAUGUGAUCGUCUCGAACGAUGACGAAGAGGUCGUCAACAUGGACAGUAAAGGUCGGGUUUAAUCUGUGUAUCUAACAACACUCGGUUUUCAAGUUCGCACAUGUAGAAUUCGGCGAAUGUUGGACCAAGAGGACUACCUAUGGCUACCGUUAAUUUGCUGUUAUAUUUUGUUGUGUGGUGUCCGGAGAGGCAGUUCUUAAGUACAGACCCAGAGAUCAAGUGGAAUAUUUUGAUGGAUUGCUUUUGCCGGCAAAGUUUCACUAGAGUAGACAUGUUUGACUAUUAUUUCUAAAGUUUGUUCGGUUGGGACGUUGGUGAAUAAGCUAUUGAAGUCAGGUGAAGCGAGCAGACAAGUUGGGCACCGAUUGCGAGGUAUCUCCAAGAAAUCGCCUCUAGAUCUAAGCGAAAAUUUCUUCAGGAUAUACGGUUUUGUUAUAGCAUCCAAUUCUUGGCCUGUCUUGGAGAUUGGAGAGCUAGCGUGAGCAAUUAACCAAUUAUGGACCGGAGGAGAUUGUUCCUGUUUGUAAUUUUUAACAUUUCCGUAGGGAUAACUUGGCGAACAACUCCCGACAAUCGAGGUUAGUUUUCUUGCGCCGGCCGUAUUUAUUAAUUUGUUGGCUCUUGUUAGAAGUUGUUCUGUAAUAUUUCACUUAUUCCUGAAAUAUAGUCAAUUUUGUCCAAGAUGACGAAGAUGUUACAGCUUUCCUUAUUACAAUUUUGUCGCUAUCUCUUACUUGCUUUGCUGCUAGGCGUAGAACUGGGGUUAAGACAGUGGAGGUCUAUGAUGGAGCUGUAUUUAUUUUCUAUGUAUUUAUCAUAUAUUUCUCGAUAUAUGCCUAAUCUCUUCAUCAAAUAUUUACAAUUUUUAUCUUUAUUACCUAUACAGAUGAUUAUUCAAUCAAUUAGGUUCCAGACUGUUUCUUCGUUCACGCGAUCGUUGGCGAGGUAUCCCACCUUGUCACUGCAGGCUCCUACCCCAACAAAUUUCUAAUUUCCGUGAUCUUCGUAGAUCAAAUGGUUUUAGCCAUAUUUUGUUAGCAAUUCUUUUUGUAUAAUGUAUAUAUAUUCCCUUAGCCGCCUACACCGCACUUGAUUUAGCGGUGUCUACCCCUGCCUUAACAUUAAUGUUGACACGCUAAGUGAACUUAGUCGUCUGUAUUAUGUUGCGCUCUAAUGCAUAUGGCUGUCAAGUACAAAUUUAAAGGUUUUUUACACAUUACUGUUAACUUGAAUGUGCAGACACUAUGAUAAAAUAAUAUAAAACAUUUAUUGUAUGAUAAUUAUAUAAAUUAUAGGACAUAGUUAUGUGUAUUACUAUUUUUUUCCGAUUGCCUUGCUGCAACUAACGUUUCAUUAAAACUUAAAUCGCUUCGACAUCCACGCUGUUUCAUUCCAGCUACGAUUUAAGGUCUUUGGCCCUGUAUGUCUCAUUUGAAUAGACUUUUUCAGUCAUUACCCUAGGCUAAAUGAUAGAUUAUCGUACUGUGGAAAUGAAUAUACAUAUAU
This is a messenger RNA of Hyalella azteca, 5165 nucleotides long. Its product is annotated as zinc finger protein 16. Bases 14 to 2326 code for a protein of 770 amino acids. Gene Ontology annotation, cellular component: nucleus. Lineage: Eukaryota; Metazoa; Arthropoda; Malacostraca; Amphipoda; Hyalellidae. Gene Ontology annotation, biological process: central nervous system development; regulation of transcription by RNA polymerase II. The record is from RefSeq and is a predicted model, not a curated record. The transcript is spliced from 4 exons. Gene Ontology annotation, molecular function: RNA polymerase II cis-regulatory region sequence-specific DNA binding; DNA-binding transcription factor activity, RNA polymerase II-specific.